Messenger RNA from Anguilla rostrata (American eel), 3716 nucleotides. RefSeq names its product signal-transducing adaptor protein 2-like. Bases 461 to 1903 code for a protein of 480 amino acids. The record is from RefSeq and is a predicted model, not a curated record. NCBI's taxonomy places the organism in Eukaryota, Metazoa, Chordata, Actinopteri, Anguilliformes, Anguillidae. Gene Ontology annotation, molecular function: signaling adaptor activity. The transcript is spliced from 16 exons.
AGAAAAACAAGUGCAAGAACAGAAUAAGGCGUUAAUGCACCUCCGGAGUUUGUAAGCAAUUGUACUAGCAAUACUAGACAAUUAAUAUACUAUUAUUGGUGGCUUUUAAAAUCUUUCUAAAAUAAUUCUUCUGCCACGACAACGAGAAAAGAGAAGCAUUUUCUGUAAUGGAAUUCACAUGAUAUGCUAUUUGUGGUGUUUUAACCUCGUUGCAGUUUUUAUGACAGACAUUUUAGCUGUAGAUUUACAAUAUAGCUUUACGUAACCGAAAUAUUUGAUUUUGACAACAGGUGAUACUUUGUCACCUCGUUUGAAAACGGCAAAGACGAGGCUGCUGGACUACUACCGUUAGCCUACUGGUUUAGAGGGGGAUCUCUGAUCUGCAGAAGACAGACAGAAAAAAAGUAAUUUUUUGUGCGCUGAGUUAGCCAUUAUCGGAUUCCUCCAGUCUGCAAACCGUAUGGCUACCCCAACAGCACGAAGGCGGUCGAAAGCGCUGCUGCCGACGUGCUACUACGAGGGUUACCUUGAAAAGAGAUCACCUAAAGAAACGACAUCUUGCCGACUGUGGACAUGUCUGUGUGGAAAUACCCUGUUUUUCUACAACAACACCAAGGACUGUGAAUACACAGAGAAGCUGGAGCUCAGUGGCUUCAUCUCCCUGGCAGAUGACAGCAGCCGGGGCUCAAACCUGACGGGGGCGCGGUUCAGCCUCCGCAUGAAGGAUGGAGAGGUCAAGCUCACGGCUUCUAGUCUGGAGGCCCGGGUGCUGUGGAAGGGCUUCAUCCUCUCUGUAGUGGAGCUGGCCGUGCCGAGCUCCUUGAACCUGCUCCCGGGUCAGCUGCACAUGCUGGCCGAGGUGAUCGAAAAAGAGAAGGCGCGACGGAAGCCCCCUCCCCUUCCUCAGGGUCCCGUCCCGUCUCCCUACCUCCCCCUGCUGGCCAGCAUGCCACCGUGUUACCAUCCAUUGUCCCGGCUGGAGGCCGAAAUGUUCCUGGAGAGGAAUCAGGAAUUUGGGAACUUCCUGCUCCGGCCUGGCAGAGACGGCACCUCUUUGGCCGUCACCACCUGCCAGGACCUCAACGGCAGGCCAGUCUUCCGUCACUAUCGAGUGGCUCGAAAGCCAGAUGGAGGAUUUUCAAUUGAUGUGGAGAACCCAAUUCCCUGUGCCACCCUUCAUGAUGUCAUCGACCUUCUAGUAGAGAGGACCUCUGGAGCUCUGAGACCUUUAAUUCUGGAAGAGUCGUAUGAUGAGAACAUCACGUUUGUUCAGUCCAAUGCUGAGAACGGAGAGAGAAAUCUGCAGUGUGCCUCUGGCAGACCCAAUCUCCCCGCUCCUGUACCGCCCCCCAAACCAGGCCACAAUCCUGCCCGUCAGUCUGUGCGCAGCACGGACAGGGAGGUCAACUUUGAGGACAACACCUAUGUCAAUUAUUCCUCGGGCGAUGAAGAUGAGAGCUCCGUGGCACGUGCCCCCACACCCCCACCAAGCACAGGGAAAAGGGCCCUGUUUCCCAAGCUGCCCUCCUCCGUCCCCCCAUAUGAAGGACGGAUCAGCGGCACCUCAGGGGACGCUGAAGAUGAAAACUUUACGACACUCCCACCACAGACAGUUAAAAAGGCCCUGUUACCCAAGGUGCCCUCCUCUGUCUCCUUGUCCCGAUAUGAAGAGCAGAGCACCAGCACCUCAGCUGACAGUCAGGUCCUCAGACGCCCUGUUCCUCCACCCCGUACUUCGAAACCCACCGAGGCCCCCACCGAGGCCCCCACCAAGGCCCCCACCAAAGUGAGACGCCGCAGUCUGCCAUCUGACCACUUUACGGCAGCUAUAACCGACGAACUGAAAGAGAAAUUGGAGAUGAGACGAGCGAAGUACGACGAGCAAAGAGACUCUGCCAACUAGGAUAUUCCUCAUUGGGACUUAUAAGCUUCUUCGAAGCCUCAAAUGCUAUUGCUUUCCUACGCAGGAAAUCUUAGCUUUCUCUUUCACCUGUCUUUGACUGACAGGUAGCUAUCAAUUGUACUGGAAAAAAACUCUACAAGUCUGCUAUGUGGUGGCCUUAAAGAAACAGACACCUGGCUGGACCUAUAGGUGUUAUUGAGGUCACCUGAUCAGUGUUGGCACUUUGAAACACAUACGAUUAAUGAUCCAUCGAUCCUCACUACAACUCAAGAUUUUAAAUCCGCGAGGACAGAGAAUUCACUGACUGUAGAUUCUGUUAAAAGUCAAGCUAUCACUAACGCUACUACCAACUGUGAAUUUGCACACCGAAUCAUGUGAGGAAAAAAAAAGUUUUUUUUGUACAAAUGUGAUUUAAUUUACCCUUUGUUGUUUCCCUUCUUCAGUGUUAGACAAUCUUACGUUGUCCUCAACUCCUCUGUUUAAAAAGGUUUUCCUCUGUAUAUGUCAGUGCUUGUCCUCCCUGUGAGAUUCAUCAAAAAUAGCUGCAGUACGUGUUUAUUUUAUGUAUGUGUUUCCUGACACAAAUGAGAAACGGUAAUUGUGUAUCCAAUGCUCAGGCUGAUAAUCCCGUCAUAUCCCUGUUGUGCGAGGCUCAACCAGUCGUCUCAGAAAACGCGCUUGAUUUGAUGUUUGUACAGUGACAUCACUGCCGGUAAAACACGCCACUGAAGAUCUCCGGUCUGGCAGACUGACCUGCUGUGCCGGAGUACUGGGUCAUGUGACUUGGUAAAUGGUAAAUGGACUGCAUUUAUAUAGCGCUUUUAUCCAAAGCGCUUUACAAUUGAGGCCUCUCAUACUGGGCCCUUGUACAAACUUGUACUGGGCCCUUCAGCUCUAGGUGCUAUGGGUCUGAUUUACAGAGGCCUUCGGCACAUGCUAAACCUUGUAGCACACGCAAAACUAAUAACUCAACCGGUGAUUAAGGGGCGGCAGUGUAGCAUAAUGGGUAAGGACCCGGUCUUGUAACCUAAUGGUUGCCGGUUCGACUCCUGGUAGGACGCUGCCGUUGUGCCCUUGAGCAAGGUACUUAACCUGCAUUGCUUCAGUGUAUAUCCAGCUGUACAAAUGGAUACAAUGUAAAAACUAUGUAAAAUGUUGUGUAGGUCGCUCUGGAUAAGAGCGUCUGCUAAAUGCCUGUAAUGUAAUGUAAUGUGAUUGGUGUUCUUAGGAGACAGAAGAACACCAAGCAACGCCUCACUGUGGUUUUAUUGGCACAGUGACAAAGUGGAUAAAAAUCAAAGCAUUUACAAGGUGAUCACUUCUUCAGUCAGUAAAUUAAGUAAAAAAAAAAACAAUUCAUUGAGCAUUUAAAGCAUUGUGGAUUAUAUUCACAUAUACAGUAUGCAUACUGACAUUUUAGCCUCCUCUCUCCUCGAAUACCUUGGUUUGACAGCUCAAAGAAAAAAGCACCCUGACACUUUAAAUAAAUGUAACUAAACGGGAAAUAGGUGUUCAGACACACUACUGGGCAAGAACAAUUAUAUACUAACCACUAUCCUUUAUUAUCUGGGCAUUAACUCCACUGAAGUUGACUUCCCAUUACUGGCAUUCAUUGAAGAUUUUGAAGGGCAGUGCUGUAAAACGCAUACAUACUCUUUAUAUUUUUAUACACCUUCCGAGACCCGAAUCUCUGUACAGUAAUCCUGCUUGACUCUGCUGCUUGGCUGACCACCUUGCCACUGGCUCACACUGUCAUGUUGAAUGAAGUACAUUCUGUAAGAAGCCAAGUAUUAUUAAAAGGUUUUGCGAAAAA